Molecule: messenger RNA, 825 nt
Organism: Helicoverpa armigera (cotton bollworm)
Lineage: Eukaryota; Metazoa; Arthropoda; Insecta; Lepidoptera; Noctuidae
Exons: 2
Coding region: 1-825 (274 amino acids)
Source: RefSeq, a predicted model, not a curated record
AUGAAAAACAUACAGCAAAUACUGGUUAAAAAUAAUAAUUCGUCGAAUAAGUUCACUGAAAUGUUACUAGAGAACCGACUUGACAAAGAAGUAGAAAGAAUAGCAUUUUCUUUUAAUCUCCCUCUAAAUCUGCUCUUGUUCUCAAAAUACCGUUUAAAGUAUAACCGUAUUUAUCCAAAUGGAAUUAAGUAUGAUAUAUACGCAUUUUUUUGUACGCUAUUCUUGGGUGUGUUGUGUUUUUACCGAAUUUUCACCUUAGAUAUGACUAAUGCUAGUAUGAGUUAUAUGGAAAGGGCCAUUUUGACCGUCGUUCCUAUCUUAUUUUUCACCAUUUACUUCAUCGGCUUCGUGAUAGUAUUCGUUUCGGAUAUUGUGUACAAAGACAACAAUGUGUUACUUAUUUUGACCAUUCAAACUAUCAACAGGAGCAUCAGUUUCAGUAAAACUGUCCACAGCUUUAAUAUGUGGACUCACAUCUCCUUUGCGACAGUCAUACUUGUUAAUCUCAUCACCCGAGGUACAUUUUAUCUGACAUGUAGAUAUUCUCACAUCAGUGAAGAAAUUUCUGACAUCGUCCGGGACUUUAGCUUCGUCACUACAGAUGUCAACAUGGUGAUUGCUACCCGGAUUAUAAUAUUGUUAAAACAAUAUAUUGACCUGUGGAUCAAAGCUAUAUUAACAACGAAUGUGGCCCAAGAAACUGAUCUGUACUGCCAGAAGUUGUUCGGUGUUUACAUGAAUAUUAUAAAAGCAUACAAGAUCUAUAGGAAAGUUUUCCAAGCGUUGGUAAGUUUCGACUUUUAUAUAUUUCAUUUAAUUAUUUAG